GGCAAGGUCCUCCAGAGCAGGAGCCCUCCUCUGCCCAGCCCCUUCCUGCAAACAAAGAGUAGGCUGCUUUCUUCUCUCUGCUUUGCAAAAACUUCCAAGGUGCCCCUCCUGGAAUCUGGACCCUGCAGCUUGUUGUGGCUUCUCAACUCCUCAGGAAGGAUGAAAGAGACUGAAUCUGUAAAUCUAGCGAGGAUGGAAGGGGGAAGAUGGACAGUUGACCUGGUCAGGUUGUCUCCUGCAUCUCUCCUCACAGCCUCUGAGUGUUCCCUCUCAGGGACCUCCGAGAGAUCAGGACCCUGCAGCCUGUUGUGGCUUCUCAACUCCUCAGGAAGGAUGAAAGAGACUGAUCCUGCAAACAUAGCGAGGACGGAAGGGGGAAGAUGGACAGUUGACCUGGUCAGGUUGCCUCCUGCAUCCCUCCUCACAGCCUCUGAGCCUUCCCUCCCAGGGACCUCCAAGAGAUCUGGACCCUGCAGCUUGUUGUGGCUUCUCAACUCCUCAGGAAGGAUGAAAGAGAUGGAUCCUGCAAAGGUAGCGAGGAUGGAAGGGGGAAGAUGGACGGUUGACUUGGUCAGGUUGUCUCCUGCAUCCCUUCGCACAGCCUCUGAGCAUUCCCUCUCAGGGACUUCCGAGAGAUCAGGACCCUGCAGCCUGUUGUGGCUUCUCGACUCCUCAGGAAGGAUGGAAGAGACUGAAUCUGUUAACCUAGCGAGGAUGGAAGGGGGAAGAUGGACAGUUGACCUGGUCAGGUUGUCUCCUGCAUCCCUCUUCACGGCCUCCAGGUGUUCCCUCUCAGGGACUUCCGAGAGAUCAGAUGGUGAUGAAUUGGAAGGGAAGAACAAGGGGGACCACAACAGAAUCCACAUAGCGGAGAAGUUAAAUAAAUAUUCAGAGUGUCGAAAGAACAUCCGUCAGAGCUCCCAGUCCACCUCCCAUCAAAGAAAGGACUUCAUUCAGAGGGAUAGGCUCACUUACCAUCAACGAAUUCAUACAGGGGAGAAACCCUAUCAGUGCUUCGAAUGUGGGAAGAGCUUCGGUCACAGGCAGAAUCUCACUUCCCAUCAAAAAGUUCAUACAGGGGAGAAACCCUAUCAGUGCUUGGAAUGUGGGAAGAGCUUCGGUCACAGUCAGAAGCUCACUUACCAUCAAAGAAUUCAUACUGGGGAAAAACCCUAUCAGUGCUUGGAAUGUGGGAAGAGGUUCAGUCGAAAGGACAGUCUCGCUUCCCAUCAAAAAGUUCAUACAGGGCAGAAAUCCUAUCAGUGCUUGGAGUGUGGGAAGCGGUUCAGCUGGAAGGAAAGUCUCACUUACCAUCAAAGAAUUCAUACAGGGGAGAAACCAUAUCAGUGCUUGGAAUGUGGAAAGAGCUUCCGUCUGAAGGAAAUUCUCACUACCCAUCAAAGAAUUCAUACAGAGGAGAAACCCUAUCAGUGCUGGGAAUGUGGGAAGAGCUUUCGACUGAGAGGUGAGCUUGCUUUGCAUCAAAGAGUACAUACAGGGGAGAAACCAUAUCAGUGCUUGGAAUGCGGGAAGAGCUUCAGACAAGGCUCCCAUCUCACUUCCCAUCAAAGAGUUCAUACAGGGCAGAAACCAUAUCAGUGCUUGGAAUGUGGAAAGAGCUUCAGUCAAAGUUCCCAUCUCACUUCCCAUCAAAGAAUUCAUACAGGACAGAAACCCUAUCAGUGCUUGGAAUGUGGAAAAAGCUUUAGUCACAGGCAUGAUCUCACUUCCCAUCAAAGAAUUCAUUCAGGUGAUAAACCGUAUCAGUGCUUGGAAUGUGGGAAGAGCUUCAGUCAUAGGCAGAGUCUCCAUUCCCAUCAAAAAGUUCAUACAGGGGAGAAACCAUAUCAGUGCUUGGAAUGUGGAAAGAGCUUUCGUCGGAGUGGGGAGCUCACUUCUCAUCAAAGAAUUCAUACAGGGCAGAAACCCUAUCAGUGCUUGGAAUGUGGAAAGAGCUUUCGUCUGAGUGGGGAGCUGACUUCUCAUCAAAAAGUUCAUACAGGGGAGAAACCAUAUCAGUGCUUCGAAUGUGGGAAGAGGUUCAGUCACAGAAACCAUCUCACUUCCCAUCAAAGAAUUCAUACAGGGGAGAAACCAUAUCAGUGCUUUGAAUGUGGAAAGAGCUUCAGUCAAAGCCAGAGUCUCACUUCUCAUCAAAGAAUUCAUACUGGGGAGAAACCCUAUCAGUGCUUCAAAUGUGGGAAGAGCUUCGGUCGGUUGUCCAGUCUCACUUCCCAUCAAAGAAUUCAUACAGGGGAGAAACCCUAUCAGUGUUCUGAAUGUGGGAAGAGCUUCCGGGAGAGGAGUAAGCUCACUUCCCAUCAAAGAAUUCAUACAGGGGAGAAACCCUAUCAAUGCUUAGAAUGUGGGAAGAGCUUCAGUCGGAAGGAUAGACUCACUUCCCAUCAAAGAAUUCAUACAGGGGUGAAACCCCAUCACUGCUUAGAGCCUUAAACUGUGGAAAAUAGAAUAGAAUAGAAUAGAAUAGAUCUUUAUUGUCAUUGUCCCCUUGCAGGAAACAACAAAAUUCCUCGGUUGCUGUAUCAACUCAAAUAAAGCUCUCCACAUAAUUUAAAAAAUACUGAUAAACACAUUACAAUACAGGACUGUUGUUGUUUGGUCGUUUAGUUGUGUCCGACUCUUCGUGACCCCAUGGACCAUAGCACGCCAGGCACUCCUGUCUUCCACUGCCUCCCGCAGUUUGGUCAAACUCAUUUUGGUAGCUUCGAGAACACUGUCCAACCAUCUUGUCCUCUGUCAUCCCCUUCUCCUUGUGCCCUCCACCUUUCCCAACAUCAGGGAGUCUUCUCUUCUCAUGAGGUGGCCAAAGUAUUGGAGCCUCAGCUUCACGAUCUGUCCUUCCAGUGAGCACUCAGGGCUGAUUUCCUUCAGAAUGGAUAGGUUUGAUCUUCUUGCAGUCCAUGGGACUCUCAGGAGUCUCCUCCAGCACCUUAAUUCAAAAGCAUCAAUUCUUCGGCGAACAGCCUUCUUCAUGGUCCAGCUAUCACUUCCAUACAUCACUACUGGGAAAACCAUAGCUUUAACUAUAUAGACCUUUGUAGGCAAGGUGAUGUCUCUGCUUUUUAAGAUGCUGCCUAGGUUUGUCAUUGCUUUUUUCCUAAGAAGCAGGCGUCUUUUAAUUUCGUGACUGCUGUCACCAUCUGCAGUGAUCAAGGAGCCCAAUAAAGUAAAAUCUCUCACUGCCUCCAUUUCUUCCCCUUCUAUUUGCUAGGAGGUAAUGGGACCAGUGGCCAUGAUCUUGGUUUUUUUGAUGUUGAGUUUCAGACCACAUUUUGCGCUCUCCUCUUUCACCCUCAUUAAAAGGUUCUUUAAUUCCUCCUCACUUUCUGCCAUCAAGGUUGUGCCAUCUGCAUAUCUGA
This is a messenger RNA of Zootoca vivipara (common lizard), 3380 nucleotides long. Lineage: Eukaryota; Metazoa; Chordata; Lepidosauria; Squamata; Lacertidae. The record is from RefSeq and is a predicted model, not a curated record.